UGAGAAACACUUUUUUCAGCCAUUCCCUGUUGCGCUGGUUAGCAUGAUCAUAACACUUGCGAAGGAUCAAUCACCAGCAGCAGCAGAAGCACCGCACUAGCUAGCAUCCUCUUCUUCUUCGACCUUCCAUCCCUCCUAACAGUAGCAAUCCGCAAGACUAACUAGCUAGCUAGUUUGUUACAAGUCGAGAAAUCACACAGAUACCCCCGUCACAACCAACUUCUACCAUAUUAUACCACAGUGAGAAACCAUGGGUUUCUUUGCAAGACGCAUCCAACAGACGUGUUUACGUCCCAGCUUUUCGCUGAGAGUACAGAUGAUUCUCAGUUUUGGAAUCACUGCCGCCAUUGCCAUUAUGGCCUUUGUGUUGGUGGGACUUUAUACCACCGUCAACAGUGGAGACAGUGUCCGAGUGGAAGCCACUAAGGUGCUGACCGAAGGAAUCCAAUACAGUUUGGGACGAUCCGCACAAUACGUGGCCGAAACCAUGGCCAAAAAGUUUCAUAAUAUUGGAGGUGCUGGCAGUUUAGUGGCUCAGGUCACCAAGGAUCGAUUUGUGGGCUACCCAAGCAUGCGGGGCUGGGAAGAAGAUAAUUACGUCCCCUUUCAAGAUGUGUAUACCAAGCUACGGUUUUAUCCCAUUGAUGCAGAACCGUUACCACUGGAUUGGAAUCUGCCGGGAAACAUCAAUCCCCAAAACGUAGAAGAACACAUGCCGGGGAGAAAGCUGUCGUGGUAUCCCCGGUAUGCCAAUGUCAGUAGUGUCGCGGGAUAUUUCAUGCAAGGCACGUGUGAUCCACAACGAACAGACCCCACCGACAUUGCCUACUACGAGGGUUGUACCGACGCCAACAACGAUCUGAUAACGGGAGGAGUGGUGCAACCCACAGAAACAAACUACCAUUUAGCCAACAAGGGCAAAGACAUUGUCUGGAUGUUGAAAGCACUUUAUGAGAGUCAUUUCGAUGUCCGAACGGUGGGAGUCUAUUUUGCCAAUGACGGAGCUGGGAGUACCAUGCGGUAUCCGGGGAAUGCCUACAAUGGAGUAAGCAACUACAACUCGACAGGAUGCCAAUGGAUGGAACAAAUCCAUCCCAGGACAAAUAAAAGCAUUGCGACUCCACGACAAAUCAGACGAUGCCACGAUGCAGGCACAGAAGCCACCAUGCGAGAAUACAAUCCACUUGAGCGAAAGUGGUGUCGGGAUAUGGUAGAAAGAGAUAUUGCGGUGUUCGAAGGACGAGAAGCACCCGAAGAAGCCAAAAUACAAUCCACAGGCCCGUACAAAUCAGCGAGUGCGUUUAGUGGUGAGAAUGUCUGGGUCAUGACCUUUGGAGAGGCGGUGUUUGAUAUUCGCACCGACGAAUUCAUCGCAUGUACCUUGGUCGACGCAUCAGUCUCCCUGCUCUAUGACAUGCUAAAACAAACCACCAGUAUUGGCAAUACCACAAAAUCGGCCCUCAUUCGUUAUAAUGAACAAGGAACCGUCAUUGUCGCCAAUGAUUGGGACCCGAGCACGCAAAAUGAUACCGUAGCCAUUACACAUCCAAGCCUCAACAUGGGUAUCGACGACGCAAAAUACAACGAAAUCCGGUCUUUGCAAAACUACGAUGAAGUUUGGGAUCCAGACGUACUGGUGGCCAAGUACCGUGAAACCAUCUUGGAAACGGACACAAAAGUUAUCAUGACGCACCCAGUUCCCAGCAUUCCGUCGGAGUACGAUCCAUCGUAUUACCCCGUGUACUUUGUCAUCAUUACCAUGGAGAAGUCAGAGGCGUAUGGAGUCCUAUUGGAAAUGGACCGUGUGAUCGCAAGGGAUACUCAAGCCAGUAGCGAAAACGUUUUGAUCGUGGGGGGUGCAGGAUUUGGAGUGAUUCUCCUCUUUGUGGGUGUCAUCAGUGGAUCCUUGACCAAACCCCUUCGAUGGAUACAGAAAGUUUCGGGCAUGGUUGUGGACAGUUGUGGUGAAAGCGAUAUGGGAACGAAUUUUGUGGACAGGCUUAACCCAAAGGAGGCUCAACCGUUAUGGAGCCCCAACACGGAGGUGACCCUCCUGUUAGCUGAGUUUUUGAAGAUGAUUCAUCAAUUCUCGGGAGUGGGCGCCACGGACGUGGCUGGAGGCCAGGUCAACGAGGUGAAAAAUCGCUUUGAAUGGAGAAAAAUGUACGAAGCUUCCGACCUUUAUCCUUGGGGCGGUGAAGAAGCGACGAAGAAUGCGGAUGGCAUUCCUUCAGUUCUCAAAAUCCAGGGGACUGAUACCUUUGAGGACGAGCUGACUACGGAUUCGACACUACGCACAACGGAUCAGUCCAUUCUAUCAAUGUUCUCUUCCUCCGUAGCUAAUUCGCAAUAUGGCCCUGUCGUUGAGGCUGCCAUGGCGCGGACUACUUCUGUUCUGCAGUCUGUCAAAGAAUAUGCGGUCAUUGCGGGGGCGAAGGCUGGUAUCCUUAAUCCACCAGAGGAAGAAAAGAUAGACGGGCCACCCAAAGUGAACCUGGGAGAGAAUAUCAUCCAGCAGAAGGCCCUGACGGAUUACUUUGAGGGCGUUGAGGAUGCUGAAAACUCUGGUCUGUUUUGGUGGAUGACUUUCUUCAUCGGAACUCCAAUUGUCAUUGCAGCGAUCAUGAUUGCAGUAACAGUGGCUAGGGACUCUAGUCUUUACAUUCCAAACUGGCUUGCUAUUGUGGAGGAGAGGAGCAAAGAUAUAGAGUUGCAGGCGCUCAUCACGGCUACCAAUAUUCGAGCCGCCUACGGCGAAGAGGUGAUGCACCGCUUUGCUCGUGACUUGCAUGUUUACACACGUCUGGCUGGAUGGCUGUUCUUUGACGGAAUUCGCCGAACAGAUUUCAUGGCGUUUCAGACGAGUGGAUCAGAACAAUGCAAAAAUUACAAUGCAACAAACAAGGAGGUUUGCCCGUUCCUUGAAAAUGAAACGCUUACACCUUGCCCGUGCGGUUGGGACGACCCGUGGGGUGCGAACUGCACCGAUGUCAGCAAUUUCACUCACCCACGUUACUUGAUGCAUCGGUGGUAUGAAGGGCUCUCGACCGAUGCCGACUCCGUCGGCGACAGAUUCAACAUAACUUGGCCCGGACUCUACAAUUUGCCUAGCACUACGGACUGGUGGAAUGACACAAACUUGAUGCCUGGGUCAUCCAAGGGGGAGAUGGCAGCAGGAUACGAGACGACAUACGACCGAGUUCGGGUCGGCUCAGCCCUAUCCGUUGCUGAUUUCCCAAUUUACAAUUAUUUUCCUGGAAAAGGCGAGACAGGAAUGAUGGGAACCUACGUUGGGUUUGAAGCCGAUGGGAUGUUUACUGGAUUCUCUGGUUGCGAGACGUAUGCUGGUCUGGCUUGGUGGCAAUCCACUGAAGACAAUGGCGGUUUUAAAGUGAAUGGUACGCUUUGCCCCAAUGGUAAAUUCGGGUUUGAUGCUCGUUGUCGAGGGUGGUACGGAGCGAGCAAGCAACAAGGGGGGGACUUCCACAUAACGCCUCCGUAUUUGUUCGCGUCUUCUAAUGUCAUUGGAAUGAGUGCUGGAGCUGCGUUGAUCGAUCCUCGGACGGGGACCCUCGUUGGUGUGACUUUGAUUGAUUUCAGUCCUAGUGCUUUCGUGGAUGCAAUUAACGAAAACGGGACUACCAUUGGAGCAGGGAACAGCGGUUUUCCGAUCUUGAUUACGCCGCAACCUGAUGAACUUGGAUCUGACACACUGGUUGGACCUGGAUUCGUACAAGGCGAGGACAGGUCGAGUGUAACUGCGCUUGUCCUGCCGUACGAUUCCAAGAACUCCACCAACUGGAAACUUUUCGAACGCGACGUUCUGCAGCCAAUGAGGAGUGGUGUGGUCGACAUUAAGAGCUUCACUCGCACGACAGAAGAUGGAAAUCAACAAGAGCUGUACAUGGCUGUUGCCCCAGUUAAUCUGAGGAGUCUAGUGGCAGUAAACCAUUCCGACUUUCUUGCAGGAAUCACUUCGAGCUACGGUGAAGUAUACGCACUCGGUUUUGGGAUCACGUUGGAGGAUAUCGAGAAGCGUUUCCUCUCGGUAGAGAACAAGGUGCAAAAUGACAUCAACCGCGUCACAUACAUCAGUCUCGCCCUGAUUAUUUUCUCUGUGCUCAUGGUGAUGUACAUGACCUACACCAUGGCCAUCUACCUCGCAGAACCCAUCCUGUUACUUGUGGGGAUCGUUAAGAACAUCACAGCCAACACAAUUGAGGACGAAUUGCCGAAGCUCGAGGGAGGAUCGUAUGAGAUUACUAAUGUGUACUACUCUCUCGAGAAACUCUGUAAGAUUGUCAGAUUCACCAACGCAGCCCACUACAAAGGAGAUCGAACAAAGUCGUACAAGGUUCUUGAAGAAGCCCUCGAUCUGUUUAACUUGAUGGGGAACCAGAAAGCCGUUGGUGUUGCAAACAAUAACCUCGGGACGAUGGUGCUGCAAGAGCAAAUGGAGAGGUCCUCAUCAACGUCACGUAGUGCGGAAGUAUACCAAGCGGGAAUGAAGUAUUUCGAGGAGACCAUUCGAAUUGGCACUUUUGAAUAUCAAAAUGCCGACUUUGACGAUAACCGUGGUGAUUACGUGAAGCAGCUGGCCAAUCGGUAUUUCAACCGUGGCAUGUUCUACAUAGUGAAUAAGCAGCAGGAGUCAUCCUUUGACCUGGUACAAACAGGAAUAAGCGACCUGAAGAGAGCAAAAACACUAGAUGCCGAAACCUAUCUCUACUGGACGGAACGUGGUCAACUGGUCCAAAAGGCCCGUACUGAAUUCUUCUGCUACUUGCGACGAGCACGUGGAAUCAUGACUCUCAUGCAAGUUGAUCCAGAGUUCGAAGACUGUUGGGGGGUCGAGGCACUAAUCUCAAGGGCAGAUGACAUGCUCCACAAUCCUGACUACAUCACGUCGAACCUGUUCGAGAACGUCGGGCUUGUGGCGAGAAAGCAGCAGAUAAACGACUUGCGAAUUCAAUGGGCAUUGAUCAAAAAAGACAAUCAUGCUGCAGCAACCAUGGCAAUGAAGAUUCUGGUCGAGGAUGAAUAUGUCAUUGAUACAGUGUUGAUGAACUGUGUGACGACGUUAAACACCUACUUCGACUUGCACGGACAGCCAAACCAAGUGCCAAAUCUUACUUCAGGAGUGAAACGCGAAACCAGGCGAGGCCAGGUUGACUCUCUGAGGCAAGCUAAGAACGUGGUGUUCUGUUUGGACUACAGUGGGAGCAUGGCGGGAGAGCGAAUGAAAAGAGCGAAUGCGAACUUGAAAUGGAUUUACCAAGAACACUGCUUGGACAAGGACUACGUUGGGUUCGCCAGGUUCAAUCACGCUGUUGACGACAAACUAUACUUUGACCUCGCACGCAAAGGUAACAACCAAGACGAGCACUUGGAUAUUCUCGGGAAAGCGUUGGACGCUGAGGGGGGCACACGCCUCUAUGCUGCUCUGAACAAAUGCGUGAACAUGUGUCAGGACAGUGGCAACGACUACGAUUGCUGGAUUAUUGCGCUAACGGACGGCGAAUCCGCUUGGGAUUUCCCGGCCAAACAGGUCAUCACUCGUAUCAGCAAGCACAACAAGCAGGGCGGGCCACAAAUCAACGUCGUGAUCAUUGGUUUUGAAGUGCCGUCGCAGGUAGCGGAAAGCGUUGCGACAAUUACCAGCAUCACAGAGAAGUCUCUGUACAUCGACGCUAGGGGCGGACUGGAUGAGAUGGACAAUGCCUUUGAGCAGGUGGCGGCGGUGAUCACUGGAACGGCGAUUACGAUGGAGACAUUCUAGCUCGUGGGCCAUGGGUCUGUGGCCACGCGCACGUGUGAAACUUCCUGUAUUUUAUCUUUUGUAUUUCUAGUUGCCCAAUCUUCCUUGAUUUUUACCACUUCUUCUUCGACUGCUACGCCUAUCAUGAUUACUACAAGCAACGUUAUAGCUAGCUAGCUAUGGAAGCUUCCACUUCACCCGUGCAGGAGCACAACACCUCCUCUGUUGAAGAAACCUGAAUGCCCGAGCGGUGUAGCAAUAGCUCACAAGCAAGUUAGCCAGUGCGGAACACAAAAAGCUUGGACUGAACCCGCGCAGAAACCCAACAGCAUCUCAUCUGUUGAAGAAACCUGAAUACCCGAGUGGAGCAGCAAAAGCUCACUUCCUUCCCGAGCAAAUAGAUCACACGCUUCUUCGACCCCACCACAAACCAGGCUACCGGUAGCUAUCGCGCACGAGCAGGUUGUGGAAGAUCCAAAACUUUACUACUCACGCACAAACCCACCCACUCUCAUCGCAUCUUUCUCACGAAGGAACCUGAACGCCUAAGCGCCAUAGCGCCCAAAGUUGUUGGGCUACUGACUCCAUCGCCAGAAAAUACCAGUGUUUCUGUCUAGCUAUCAUCACUAUCAACAGCUCUUCCAACCAUCGCUUGGGGUGAUGGGGUCCUGCAUACUAGCUACUAUUUUUAAAAAAUAGUAACGUAAAACAAAAAGGGGACUGGUACAUUACUAGCUCGAUUCUCGUAAAUAUCUUUGGUGCUUCUAAAUCCCAGGUCUUGGCGAGUGGAGGUUAUUGAUAGAUAGUACACAAGUGUAUAUAGUAAAAUGUUACUGUCACGGAUUGUACUGUAGUUUGCGAUACUUAGCAAAUUCAAAUAUUGCCACCUAACUCCCGUGUGUCAGUUGGGGUCUUGUAGAAGCUUCGAAGACUUAGCGACGCACCUCUACGUACCCUCCUCACAAUUUCGAAGAGGUACGUUCCGUAGAGGAAGUUCGUGUCAAUAGAAGUAGCUACCAUUCCAAGUACAAAACUAUGAGGAUCAACACUAGUCAAGUCUUUUCAAAGUGGUUGCUAGAUAAGAGUUUCUACCCCUACAAUGAGCUAAGGGCUACCAGGUACAGCUUUGAGUGCAGGUAUGUUUUGGUGGAAGCAGGAGAGGUCCAGCAUCCCAGUUUCAGGUCCUUGAAAUGUGUGGCAGUAAGUAGCUUUGACACUCCCAGCUUGGAACAACUCAUCAUGAGUGGAAGUGCCAAGCCCAUGACUCCUGAUAUGAGCUUCAUUCUUGAUAGCAUGGAGUGUUGGGGAUACUAUCAUAAUAUUGAGUGGUACAGUAUUGUUCUUGACAUGAUAGCCACCAUGUUUGAAGAGGAUAAGCCUACAAGCAAGGAAAGGAUGUGGAAGCAAUGCAUUUACUGGAGAGUUAGAAGCAGGGCUCAGGCAACUUAUGAGUAUGACUCUCUUGGUCAUGAUGCAGUGUUGACUUACUGGUCUGAAUGGUUUGACAGGACCUUUCCAAUGCCCAUAAUCUCCUUUAGGGUGAUGACACUGAUGAGUGAGGAUUUUGUUACUGACAUCAUUACCUACAUUCAGACAAGGGGAAUUGUUCCUUACCCUCCAAUCAUGGAUGGACCUGACUCCAUUACUAGCUCUGAAAAUUGAGAGAGGAGAAAGUCUUUGUUGGUGUUUGAUAUCCAAGUAGUCAACCAGUAGUGAAAACAGUAACAACAAUAGCCAAAAACUUACAAGAUACAGUG
Messenger RNA from Seminavis robusta, 7515 nucleotides. The record is from the annotation of a GenBank genome assembly. NCBI's taxonomy places the organism in Eukaryota, Bacillariophyta, Bacillariophyceae, Naviculales, Naviculaceae.